ACACAAUUUGUCAUCGACCCAGUUCACCCCUCAUAUCUAGGGUUCAUUCCAUUUGAUUUGGGGAUUUUGAUUUGUAUGCCAUCUAAUCUGGGAAUUGUAUUUUCUAUGUCUAGGGUUCACCAAUCAUCUCCACAGAUUGGUUCUUUGUAGAAAAAGAUUAUGUUAUUCAGUUUUCUUUGAAAAAACAGUCGUUUUGGGAUUUGGGUUUUUAUUUCGUUUUAGAUUUUUGAUGAUGGUUUGAAUUUUGUGUUUUUCUUUGCCAUCUGACGAACAAUUUGGGUUUUCUUUGAAGAAAUACGUUUUUGAAGGAUAAUUUUCUUCACGUCUGUAUAGAUUACAGAUGUCCAUGGCGGGGUCUUCGUCAUCAUCAUACUGGUGCUACAGAUGCAGCCGAUUCAUCACCGUUCCGACUCUCCGGCAAGAUUCGUCUUUAUUUUGCCCUGAUUGCAACGGUGGAUUCAUAGAAGAGAUCGAGAGCCCCGCCCGGUUACCGGAAACCACACUCUCGGAGUCUCGCCGGAGACGUUUUCCUGCUGCGGCUAUGUACAUGGUCGGGGACGAUCAACAGAGCUCAGGACCGAGUCCUGUCCCGCCGGUGCUCCAGCGUGAUAGAAGGAACACAGGUGAUCGGUCGCCGUUUAAUCCCGUCAUCGUCCUCCGUGGACACAGUAGCAACGGGAACACACCGGAAGCAACCGUGACGGUUGAAUCCAUCAACGGUGGUGGGUUUGAGUUGUAUUAUGACGAUGGAGCUGGGUCUGGUUUAAGGCCGUUACCGGUGAGUAUGUCGGAGUUUUUGUUGGGUUCUGGUUUUGAUCGGUUAUUGGAUCAACUGACUCAAAUUGAAGCGAAUGGGUUAGGGAGAAUGAACCAGAAUCCACCGGCGUCGAAGGCAGCCAUUGAAGCACUUCCCACGAUUGAAAUUCAAGAAAUUCACAUCUCAACAGAAUCCCAUUGUGCUGUUUGCAAAGACCCAUUCGAAUUAGGAACAGAAGUUAAAGAAAUGCCUUGCAAGCAUUUAUACCAUUCCGAUUGCAUCCUCCCAUGGCUAACUUUACGUAAUUCAUGCCCGGUGUGCCGCCACGAGCUGCCCCCAGAUAAUCAAGACUCGAGAUCAAACAGAGGUCAUAUUAACGAUGAUGAAGCGGUGGGUUUAACGAUAUGGAGGCUGCCCGGCGGAGGCUUUGCGGUGGGUAGGAGAGGUGGGGAGAGAGAGGUUCCGGUUGUUUUUACAGAGAUGGAUGGUGGAUUCAACAUUAAUGGUGGCCGAUGGAGGAGCUCAUGGGGUUCAAGAGGAAACGCUGAUCGAGAGAGUGGGGGAUUGCGGCGAGUUUGGCGUGGUAUGUUUUCUUGUUUCGGUGGUGGAGGGAGGAGGGGGUUGUCGUCUAGUUCGAGUUCAAGUUCUGAUGAGGGAGUAAGCCAUAGAAGUAGAUUUAUUCCGACGAUCUUCAGCAGCACGUCACGGCGGCGCAGGGCGUGGACGUUUGAUGUAAACAAUCGGCCUCAGAUGUGGUGAAUCUAAUUGAAUCUUUGUUGAACGUAAAUAUGAAAAAGCCAAAAGAAUGAAAGGUGUAAAUUUCAU
This is a messenger RNA of Cynara cardunculus var. scolymus (artichoke), 1582 nucleotides long. Its product is annotated as probable E3 ubiquitin-protein ligase RHC2A. Gene Ontology annotation, cellular component: cytoplasm. The record is from RefSeq and is a predicted model, not a curated record. Gene Ontology annotation, molecular function: ubiquitin protein ligase activity. Bases 341 to 1516 code for a protein of 391 amino acids. Gene Ontology annotation, biological process: protein ubiquitination. Lineage: Eukaryota; Viridiplantae; Streptophyta; Magnoliopsida; Asterales; Asteraceae. The transcript has a single exon.